GAAAUUAAUAACUAUAAACUAGAUUAGAAGCAAUAAUAAACCACCACAACAUUAAAAUAUUAAAACUUUAAAUUUUGUUAUUAUUUGUAUUACACUUUUUUUUUUUCUAUUUAACAUAAUAAUAAACUAUAAAUAUGGGUGAUGUUAAUUUUUUACAAAAAGCAAUUCAAAUAGUACAACAGGCUACAGAACAGGAUAACGCAAAGAACUAUGCCGAAGCACAUAAAUUAUAUAUUCAAAGUUUAGAUUGGUUUACAACAGCUUUAAAAUAUGAAAAAAGUGAAAAGUCAAAAGCAACUAUUAAAGCAAAAACUUUGGAAUACUUACAAAGAGCAGAACAAUUAAAAGAAUAUUUAGAUAAAUCAAAAAAUAAAAAACCUGUAGCAGUUGGUGGUAGUAAAACCAAUGGUAAUACAAAUAAACAAAAAGAUGAAGAUGAGGAUAUGGAUCCAGAGGAUAAAAAGAGAAAUGACUCACUCUCAGGCGCAAUUGUAACAACCAAACCAAAUGUUAAAUGGGAUGAUGUAGCUGGUUUAUACCAAGCUAAAGAAUAUUUAAAAGAAGCUGUAGUUUUCCCAAUUAAAUUCCCACAAAUGUUUACAGGUAAUAGAAAACCUUGGAAAGGUAUUUUGUUAUAUGGUCCACCAGGUACUGGUAAAUCUUAUUUAGCAAAAGCUGUUGCAACUGAAAUUUCAUCAACAUUCUUUUCAAUUUCACCAUCAGAUAUUGUUACAAAAUGGUUAGGUGACAGUGAAAAAUUAGUUAAGCAGUUAUUUGAAAUGGCAAGAGAGAAAAAAAACAGUGUUAUUUUUAUUGAUGAAGUUGAUUCAUUAUGUUCAUCCCGUAAUGAUCAAGAAUCAGAAUCAGCAAGACGUAUCAAAACUGAAUUUCUUAUUCAAAUGAAUGGUGUUGGUAAUGAUUCAGAUGGUAUUUUAGUUUUAGCCGCUACAAAUAUCCCUUGGGGUUUAGAUUUAGCUAUUCGUAGACGUUUUGAAAAGAGAAUUUAUAUAGGUCUCCCAGAACCACAAGCCAGAGCCAAAAUGUUCCAACUCCAUAUUGGUCAAACACCAAAUACUUUAAAUCCUGGAGAUUAUAAAAAAUUAGCCGAACUCACUGAUGGCUAUUCAGGUUCUGAUAUUGGUUCAUUAGUCAAAGAUGCAAUUAUGCAACCUGUUCGUGCUGUUCAAACUGCUACUCACUUCAAAAGAGUAAGAGCACCAUCAAGAGAGGACCCCUCUGUUAUGGCUGAAUUCCUUACUCCAUGUUCACCAGGUGAUCCUUUAGCUGAAGAAAUGACUUGGGUUGAUAUUGAAGGCUCACAGCUUAAAGAACCAGAAAUUACUCUUGCCGAUUGCUUAAAGAGUAUUAGAGCUAUUAAACCAUCAGUUAACAAAGCAGAUUUAGAAAGAUAUGUCGAAUUUACUAACGAUUUUGGUCAAGAUGGUGUUUAGAUAAUAUAAAUAAUAAUAAUAAUAAUAAUAAUAAUAAUAAUAAUAAUAAUAAUAAUAUAAUCAAUAAUUUUGAAAAUAUUAAUAUAUUUUCCAAUUUAAUCCUCCUUUAAUACCUAAAUUUGUAAAAAAUAAAUAAAAAAAAACUAUAAAACUUUUUUAUAAUGUUUAUAU
Molecule: messenger RNA, 1622 nt
Organism: Dictyostelium purpureum
Lineage: Eukaryota; Evosea; Eumycetozoa; Dictyosteliales; Dictyosteliaceae
Exons: 3
Coding region: 135-1451 (438 amino acids)
Biological process (GO): endosomal transport; vacuole organization
Molecular function (GO): ATP binding; ATP hydrolysis activity
Source: RefSeq, a predicted model, not a curated record